GGCCGGCAUCCCAUCGCAGCUCACAUCGAUGCCGACUGCCACAUCUACGAAACGAGGAAAUUCAGCGCCGUCACUCCAUUUUCGAGCCCAGUCAGCACACGUUGGCCGACACAGUUCGGAAUGGGGAGUGUCGGCAGCAACGUGACAGGGACGACGACAGAUCCAACGACGUUCCUGCCAGACGCAACUCCGACAUUAAGCGAACGUGAACAGGUCAAAAUCGAAUUUUACAAAACGUACGAUGUCAUGACGGGGGUACGGAUCGCCGCGACCCUUGGUGGCUUUUUCAGCUUAAUGGUAUUGCUGGUAGUUUACAAGAGCAGAUGCAAAGCGAGUAAACAACUGGAAGAUCCAACAUUGACUGCGGCGGCAGCCGCGGCGGUCGCGGAAGCUGAAGCUGAGGAACGAGCUCUCGCCGCUGCUCUCGAAGCGAUCGCCAGGUUACCACCUAGGCUAGGUCGUGGUCCGAGAAGAUCAUUAUGCGUUGAGAUGGAUCAGUCUCAUUCACCCGUGGUGGCACCUCGCUUCGCCUCAGUCGGUGGAUACGAUUCCCUGCUGGCACCGCCAAUCAGGCAACCGAGGUUGGUUCCCCCGGUCGAUCACAGAAGAUGUAGUUCGGUCACCUGUAGCAGCACUGGAAGCAGUUAUCUGGAACGAAGGGGUUCAGCCAUGGUAAUGCCGUGCCUUCCACCUCCUCCAUCCUAUCCGCGUCACGCCGCCUACGAUGAGCCAUGGGAUUUAUAUUACCCUAUCGAUAUCCAGGUCAUACAGCCAACUCCGGAUUUAUCGCCAUGCGGAAGCGAAGUCGGUCUUUAUGCCGGUGCAGUCGGCAGCCUUAUGGCGGCGUCGUCGGGCAAAAGAGCACCGUUGGCAUCGAUGGGUAGCGUAGAUCCUCCCGAUCCAGAUACCAGGUCGCUCGGCUCCGAUUCGGUCUUCUUGAAGAACGAAGACGAGGAGCAGUGCGUCGAUACUGAGGAUGAGGUCUCGGGUUUUUCUACGGACUCGGAUGCGCCUGGGCCAAGCUGUCGGCGGUUCCUACGGGUGCCUUCUAGGAAAAAACGGAUUCCUGAGAAAUGGGAUGGAUGCGCGGGCUGCGUGCCUAGGCGACGGGCCGGUAGUAAACCCUGCCAAGAAUGUUUGACCAUCAGUGCCGCCGUCGAAACCUCCAGGUCGCAACCAGCCUCAACAACAACCAGUAGCAGUCAGAGUAGCGUGGGAUCUCCACCGUGUUCACCGCCGAUCGAGCUAAGGCAUAGACCACCACCAACGCCGUUACCAUCAAUCCCGCCAAUAUGGUCUCAAGAAACACUCUUUUAAAAUGCAUCUUUCGUAGUGAGCAUGUCCUUCGACCUGUUUUUAUCGAGAUACGAAGCUAAAUUCAGAAUGUCGAUAUUUGAGGAAAUCAUUUGCUCAAAAGUUGAACAUUAUCUUUAACCGUCUUGUACUUUUAGAAAACAAUCUUUUUUUCUUGG
Molecule: messenger RNA, 1472 nt
Organism: Mycetomoellerius zeteki
Lineage: Eukaryota; Metazoa; Arthropoda; Insecta; Hymenoptera; Formicidae
Exons: 7
Coding region: 121-1317 (398 amino acids)
Source: RefSeq, a predicted model, not a curated record